Molecule: messenger RNA, 771 nt
Organism: Acanthosepion pharaonis
Lineage: Eukaryota; Metazoa; Mollusca; Cephalopoda; Sepiida; Sepiidae
Source: the annotation of a GenBank genome assembly
AUGCGAUGGGAGGAGGCAUUAAUAAAGGUGUUUUCAAAAUCAAUGGCUUCUACAGAUUCUGCUGAUAAUUCCUCUCACGAUUGUAAUAAAGAACAAAAUGACCAGACUGAUGAUUGCACUGAAAAGUUCUGCCAUACUCUAUUAGACCUUCCCUGGCAAGAUGUUUUGUGGACAAAAGUGUUACCCUAUUUGUCUAUUUCUGAUUGCUUCUAUCUACGACAAGUCAACAAGGAAUACAAGAAAAUGAUUGAUGAUUAUUUCAUUUCAUGUUCUAAACUUGACCUAACUGAUGUGGCUGACUUAUCAGCUUCCUGUCGUCAACUGACUUACCUCAACCUAUCUGGAUGUACAUGGCUUCAUAAUGUUGGUCUUGUAACCAUUGCCUACAAGUGCUAUUUCUUGGAGUUUCUGAACAUCAACAACUGUUCCAAUGUCACUGAUGAAGGCAUCCGCACUUUGGUCUUUCAUUGCCAAAAAAUGACGACUAUAAAAUGCAAGAACGUCUAUCAGUUAACAAACUAUGGUGUUGAAUUGAUGGUUAAAGCCUGUCCUAUGAUGACCAAGUUAGAUUUAAGGGGAUGUUACAGACUCACAGACAGGUGUAUCAAACUUAUCUUGGAACAUGGUUGGAAUGUUAGAGAAUUGAAAGUGAAAAACUGCCAAAGCAUUUCUGAACAGAGUUUGUUUGAUAUUAAGGACAAGAUAAAGGUUGAUGUAAACAGCAACACGUCAUCCAAGAAUUAUUUUCCCAAAGUUUUCUUGCAGUUAUGA